This is a messenger RNA of Theileria orientalis strain Shintoku, 204 nucleotides long. RefSeq lists its product as hypothetical. The transcript has a single exon. The record is from RefSeq and is a predicted model, not a curated record. The coding region runs from base 1 to 204 and encodes 67 amino acids. Lineage: Eukaryota; Apicomplexa; Aconoidasida; Piroplasmida; Theileriidae.
AUGAAGUUGGACAUAAAUCAGAAACUGGUUCAACUGACACAAACCAUGAUAAGAAAUCUAGACUCGAAUCUGCAGGCGGUUAAAGCAAUAAAACUUAUGACACCAAUGCGGAUAUGGCUUUCACUUCAUCGGCUGGCGAACGUUCAUGUUCUGAAUUUUCCUCGUUGUUUAGAGGCCGUGCUAAAAGACCAAAGUGUUCCUUAA